Molecule: messenger RNA, 17433 nt
Organism: Acanthochromis polyacanthus (spiny chromis)
Lineage: Eukaryota; Metazoa; Chordata; Actinopteri; Pomacentridae
Exons: 34
Coding region: 6506-16615 (3369 amino acids)
Cellular component (GO): nucleus
Molecular function (GO): RNA binding; zinc ion binding
Source: RefSeq, a predicted model, not a curated record
GGUGGUGAUUUUAUUAACACGGAACGACACGCAUUAGCUUCCAGUCAUGUUCGGUGCUUGUUAAUGUUGUCAGGUUAUAGCCGAGCCCCUGGAGGCUAACAGCUAGCAGCUACUGGAACAGAUAGAGAAACAUUCAGCUGCUAAACACACUUCAUAGGUCCGGAAAAGAGAUUUAGGCAUCAAAUAGGUCCUGUUGGUCAAAUAGGUCAUAGAAUGCAGAUAUUCUGAGUUUAUAGUAAAGCCAGUGGCGGCUGGUGAAAAAUAUUGUAGGUGGGUCUGUGCCACAUCAAGUCAGUUUCAGUAACCAUCCCGAUACAACUGAACAGAAACGGCAGGAUAUCAGUGCUCUGUGAAAUAAUAAUUAUUUAAUGCCAAUAUUAAUAACUCGAGGCAUUUUUGCACAAAACAUGCACAACAUAUUGCGUAACCACAAUUUUGGCAAUAAAUUAUAUAUACAGCUGAGCUCAUGAAACAGUGCAUUAGUGUUGAACUGACGACUCAAGUAUUAUGUUAAGAGUUAAGUAUAUUAAGAAAUUAAUACUAGAACAGAAAAAUGCUGUACAGUAAUUUAUGAUAAAGCUAAAUGUUACUAACUGAUCAGAACUGCAACAAUUAAGUGAUUUUUCAAUUAGCAGACAAAGAAAAAUACAAUCUGCAACAAUUUGGAUGAUUUCAACAUUUCAGUGAAGAAGCCAGAAAAUGAUGAGCAGAUUACAUAAGAAACACUAUUUAGACUAAAUAUCCACAAAUUACUCAGUGCAAUACAUUGCUGGAUGAUGUGCUAAAGUCAACUUUAUACAAAGAAAAAUCUGGUCAAGGGAAUAAAUGUGUGUUUACAGACAGACAGUACUCUUCUGUUGAAGAUUACUUUGCAUGAAUAUGAAACAGGCCUGGACAAAAAUGAUGGUACCCUUAACUUAAUAUUUUGUUGUAUAACCUUUUAAAGCAGUCACUGCAGUCAGGUGAUUUGUGUAACUCUCAGUGAGACUUCUGCACGUGUGGACUCCUGGUGAGCAAACUGCUCCAGCUGUCUCAGGUGUGAAGGCUGUCCUUCUCCAGACUGCAUGUUUCAGCUGCUUCCACAGAUGUUCAGUAGAAUUCAGAUCAGGGCUCAUUGGAGGCCACUUCAGAACAGUUCAGUGUGUAACUGUGUGUCACUCUUCAUCUCUUCAUCUAGCUGCGUCGCGAUGUUAGCCUUGCCUAGCAUCGUUAGCUUAACGGUGUUCUCCAUAUGUGCCCUCCUACUCUCGUGUUUCUUUAUUUUCUCGGAUAAAUGUUUCAUAUCUCUUACUCCUGAAACAGUCCAUGCCGUGUCUGUCCCAGCCGUUUUAUAGAGCAAACACGGGAAGCAAUAUAAAGCAUUUGCAUGACGAGAUCCAGCUAGCCAAGCCUUCCUCUUGUCACUGUGACAGUGUCAGUGUCACAGUUACCCACCGCACUCACGCAUGCUCACUUGGCUUGGGGCGAAAUCGAUUUUGCCCCACUGGGUAUCGACGUCGCUGAUUGGAUAAAUUUCUGUUGCGAUGUCGAAUCUCUUGUCGGUCAUUGGCUGCUCUGCCGCACUAAAGGGGCGAUUUCUCUGGCGCCCCAGCAGCUCAGCAGAGAUGAGCAGGAAACUAGUUUCCCCGAAAAUUCUAUUUAAUAUUUUGUACAUGACAUGUAAUUGCGAAUUUAAACAUGCAUGGUGCUAAUAAUAACUGAUUAUUGUUUAUUUUAAAAAAAUAUUUAUUUUAAAAAUGAAAACUAAAAAACACCGGGGGGCGGCGCCCGAGUGCCCUCUAUUGGCCAGCUGCCACUGAGUAAAGCUAUUUAUUGUUUAGACCAGGGGUGUCCAACAUGCCGUCUGCGGGCCUAACCCGGGCGCGGGCGGGCGAAUAUUCGGAUACCAAAAUUAAUAUCCGGAUACCGCCGUAGCGAACGAAUAUUUGGAUAUUCGGGUUCAGCCCUAGUUAUUUGUAGGUUAUUAUGCUGUGAUUUUACUGGUCUGGUCCACUGGAGAUCAAAUUGGGAUGAAUGUGGAACCUGGACUAAGAUGAGUUUGACACUCCUGGUCUAGAUUGUAAUUAUCAUUAUCAAAGGAUGGUAUAUAUCCCAAUUGGUUCUUUAUGAGGCUAUUUCGACAGGUUAAAAGACCUAGAUUAGUUAUAAUCAAUGCCACAGAACAGGGAAAGUAAUGCAGAGGCAUAAGCAUAUUUGCAAAAUAGGCAUUUUAAUCAUAGUUGUUUGACCAAGAUUAAAGCAGCUGUGGAUGUAUAUAAACUAGGCAAUAUAAAUUUGACAGAAUAUUACUUUAUGGCACAACGCUGACCCAAGUAAGAGGAGUCAAAGAGCUUAAUUGGCCAGUAUUGUGUCAUAUAGUACAAAUGAAUUGGGUUAGGAAGUUGCUUUCUUGUCAUUUUCUCUUUAAAUGUGGCUCUAACUUCCCAUAAGGUCUCUGACUGGCCUCAGGGAUAAAGUGUGUAUAAAACAUUUUUUCAGCAUCAUUACAGCAUAAGUAUCUUCUCGAAUAGAACACGUUUAGUGUCCGCUGGGGUGGAAAGCUUUUCUUGGCUCGCCAAACACGGGGAGCAUCAACAUUACCAAAAACACAAGCCGCUGGUACAUUGUCAACUUUUCUUUUCUAUGAUGUGACGCUACUUUAACGCUCAGAGAGUUUAUCCAAAAAUUUCUCGUCACCCUAACUGUGUAUACUGAAGCGCUUUCCCAUAUUUUGGUAGAUAAGUCACUUGCUUGUUUACAGUUGGGUCUCAACAAAGUCUAAGAACAGUUCAGAGGUGUCGACUGAACUCUCGUUUUAGUGCUCUUCCGUUCUCCGUAGAUGUAGAACUUCCUUCAGGCCUCUGUCUUGAAGACAUAUCUGCUACAAAAUUUUUUCAACCCCUUUGUAGAAUAAGUCUGUUGGGAUUGCUGUGGAAGCCAUCAGCUGCCCCCCAGCUGAUCUGGGGGCAGCUGAUGUCUAGCUGGGGCUUCUUCUGAUUGGUCAGAUGGUGUGAAUAUAUGGCCCAUGUUUCCAGGGAUCUAUCUAAAAUGUUAUUGUGCUGAUUGUGAAUGCAGGACUUGUAUGAAUAAAAACAUUUUGUCAUUAAUCUCAUUCCAGGCAAUAUUUUUAUUCGUGUGUGUGGUCAGCACUAGUCUUACAAAAACUUUGUUUUCUAAAAGAUAAUCUUACAAUUGCUGAAAUAUAGCUUGGCUAAUUGUCAUGUUACUGCAGCAUCAUCAACUCAGUCCUUUCUGUAUGAGUAUUACUGUCAGGAAGAUUCUUCAGUGGAGUCCUAACUUCUCAAAAUUAAUGGUCAAACUCGUUUCUCAAGUCAAAGCAAAGUUUAACUCGUGGGAAGGAGUCAGCAUGAACAGAGCACAGUCUGACCAAAUGACUGGUAAUAUGGGAAACAGUUUAUCUUUUAUACAGGCACAUAAAUGGUUUACAUUACCAUGAGUUACCAGAUGUUUGAUUUGCAGUGGGAUUAUCAGUUUCAACCUGCUGUUUGCAAAACCAACUUGGAUAUUUUCAUGCCCAGAGUUAACCACGGAGACUUACUGAGUUCACUGGGUAGUAUGAAUUCACAGUUAUACAGUAGUUUGAGAUCAUAAAGAGCAUUUAAUCAGAACAUUAUUAUAAUUUUAAAACAAUUACUUGCAUCAACCAAUCCAAUCCAAUCCAACUUUAUUUAUAAUGCACUUUACAAAACAACACAGUUGACCAAAGUGCAGUACACACAUAAAAUAUAUAAGACAUUAAAAAGCAAUAAGCAAAAAAAUAAAAACAGGUAUAAAAUUACAACUUAGAGUGAAUUAAAAGCUAAAGUAAAAAGAUGUGUUUUAAGAGCUGAUUUAAAAACAGGCAGUGAAUCGAUCUGUCUAAGGUGCAAAGGUAGUGCAUUCCAUAAAAUAGGACCAGCGACAGAAAAAGACUGAGCACCUCUCCUUCUCUUGUUUGACUUUGGGGUCACCAGCAAUGAAAGAUCAGCUGAUCUGAGGGAAUAUGCUGGUACAUAGGGCUGCACCAGCUCAGUCAGAUAUUGUGGUGCAAGGCCAUGAAGGCUUUUAAAAACAAAAGAAUUUUAAAAUCAAUUCUGUAGCGUACGGGAAGCCAAUGCAAAGACUUCAGGAUAGGAGUUACGUGCUCCCUCUUUUUAGUCCCAGUCAAGAGUCGAGCUGUUGCAUUUUGUACCAACUGUAGACGAUACAAGAGUUUUUCUUCAAGACCGACAUACAGCGCAUUACAAUAAUCAAGACGGUUGGUCACAAAAGCAUGAAUUAAUAUUUCAAAAUGCUUCGGAGACAGAAUAGGCUUAAUUUUAGCCAGUUGUCGGAUUUGGAAGAAGCUUGUUUUUACAACUGAACUGACCUGCGCUUCAAGUUUGAGGGUGCAGUCAAAUUUUACACCCAGAUUCGUGAUCACCGGCUUAAAAUACUGGCGCAGGGCACCAAAAUCAUCCUGAGCCGGGGUUCCACUGCUAGGCUCAAACACUGUCAUUUCCGUUUUACUGUCAUUUAAAAACAAGAGAUUUAAGGACAACCAGUCCCUGAUUUCCUCAACACAGUCAAGAAGUUGUUUUACACUAUUGCCAUUUCCAUGCUUCAGUGGCAUGUACAAUUGUGUAUCAUCUGCAUACAGAUGAAAAGCAAUGCCAUGUUUCCUAAAAAUUGUUCCGAGAGGAAGGAGAUACAAAGAAAAGAGCAAAGGACCAAGAAUGGACCCCUGGGGGACUCCACAAUUUAGAGGGGACACUGCUGACUGAGAGGAGCCUAUCCUAACACAGAUUUCCCGAUCAGUGAGGUAGGACCUCAGCCACUCCAAUGCAGUACCCCAAAUGCCGACACACUUUUCUAAGCGGGUCAAGAGUAUCUGGUGGUCUACAGUGUCAAAGGCAGCCAUCAGGUCGAGCAAAACAAGAAUGACACUGUGACCACAAUCAGUAGCUUGAAGACCAUGUAACCAUGUAACCACAGAACCACAGAGUCCACUUUUAAGAUCUGUGGUGCAGUGAGUUGUUAAAACACAAAACAAGCAUAAAUGCUGUAUUUACAUAUUGUUUUAAUUCUUUUGGGGGUUUGUUUGUGAGAUAUUAAACGUUAUCCAAUAUGCCCUGUCCGUGAGUUUAAAGGCUUACAAGAACUGUGUCCCAAGCCUGAUCAAAGUAGUUUUAUAUUUGAUUUUUGCAGAUACCUAAGCCCAUUUCAGUAUCAUAUUUAUUGAUUUUGCACUGAUAUUCCUGUCUGAGCUGCAGGCACAUGAUACAGGCCGCAAAAUUAUAUCGACCAAGUUCUAAAUGAUAUCUGCCACUGGGGAAUUUACCCCCACUUGAUUUAGUACAUGGAAAUCAUGAAGCCUCAAAAGACUUUGUCAUGGUGGCCCUUUAGCUUAACCCCCACAACACGAAUGCUUCUCAACACAGAAGUACCUACUUUAUGGUGUUAAAAAGUAAUGAUACCAAGAACCACAGCCAAGCUACAAAACCUAAAGUGUCUAUUAAGUUUGAAUAUGGCCCUGGGUAUCAGGGCCAUAUUAGGAGCAUUAUAUUGGGAGCAAAAUAAACCCUCACUGAGACAUUCCUGAUGACAGCUCGACCCAGUCAAUAAUAGCAGGAUUGUAGGAUGAGACAUGAGUUUACAGUUCUGGAAAGUCACCAGUCAGUCGAUAAAGCAUAGAAAUAAGAUAUCCAUGGAAUAACGUGAUCUAAAUUUAAAAUAUCUGGUCAAAAAUAGUGUGGCAGAGGAUGAUGGAGAGUGAACUUUAAUUGCCUAAUGGCUCUGUUUUUUUGUUUGUUUUGCAUUAGAGGGAGUUUCAGAUUGGUUCUCCUAAUACAUAAGAAGAUGGCAUUUUUUAAAUUUGUCAGAGAUUUGCUUUUUAAGGUUGAGCUAAAGUCAAUCUGAACUGAGUACUAGUCUUGCAUCGACAGUUUUGUGUUUUAUUACAGUGUACCUGUCUAGGAUCAAUAAAUUAUCAGCCUGGCUGAUUACUGAAGCCAAUAUCAGACACUUUCCGAUUACUGGUAUCAAUAUUUUUAUUAACCAUUUACCGCUAAAUAUGUUACAUGCUUGUUAGUGAAUAGCAUAAAAUUAUAUUGAUGGACUAAAUGUGUAUCUGACAGGAAGCACCAGAGCGGGAAAAUCAAGACAACACCUUCCAGAUGAUGGAUUUCACCGAUCUGAGACGCUGAAGCCCAGUCCUGUUAAAUAAUCCCUGUCUUUUCUUUAACCUUUCAGCUUUUCAUUGCACUUGGAGCACUGUGCCCCUGCUUCAGGGCCACAAGCAGGUCCUCUAGUUGGAGGGCUCCCAGGGACCUCUCUAUUGAUCGGACGGCAGGCUGCAUCCUUGCAGCUAGCACAUCUGAAAGCUCAACUUGCAUUGGCGCAGAUAAACAACGCUUUUUCUGUUGGUGGCCGAGCUGCAACCUUGACAGCGAACUCCAACACGCUUGCUCCAUACAUAUCUACAACACCCCCCUCCCCAACUGCAGCAGCCAUCAGUCUUCUGAACAUUCUGAAGAUUGCUAACACCAUGUCCCAUCCUCUGUAUAAUCCCUAUGCCUCUGGGAACCAAAAUUCCUCCCAGGGACAGUAUGGACACUCCAGUGUACCGCCAGAGAGGGACCCUCGGAGGACACCUUCUCACCUUGGACCUGGGUCCAACUUCAGCUCUUCUGGAGUUUCUUCUGCGACUUCUGCAAACUCCGGUGGAACAAUCCCAUCCCUGCUGUCUCUGCCAGUGACGUACAUCCCUAAACAGAGGAGGCCUGUAUUAGACGAGGAAAUAGAAGGGUCUGUAGACAUGCAUAUUAGCAGAGCCAGGGAGGAGGUGAGGCAUCAACCUGUCAGUCAGGACUCUCGAUUUACUGGCCCUCAAACAGGCAGGUUUGCUUCCUCCAGCACAGGGGGCAUCUCCUAUCCGACGCCCUCAACCUCUCAAGGGCAAAGACACACUGAUGUUGAAAGUGGCAGUAGCUCCUUGGACUGGUUGCAAGACUACAAAAGGGCCACUGAGGAUGAUUCAUCGAGAUUUUAUUCAACAUCUGCUUCGUGUAGCUUUCCCAGCAGUGACGACAGUAGGUUCGAUGCCUCCAGUGGAAGAGAACGUGGUAUGCAGUCCAUUCCAGGCUUAGGUGACUAUGACUAUCCAGGUCCAGACAAACUUGCUGCCCCGACAGAGUCCAGCCGCCCAAAGUACACUUCGGAAUCAGCUGCUAACAUCCUUCUGCACUUUGGACUUGAAAAAGAGGACUUGGAACAUCUAAUUUCUUUCCCUGAAAACCAGAUCACCCCUGACAAUCUGCCUUUCAUCUUGCGCCAAAUCCGUAUCCAGAAGGCCAAAAAAGGUACAACUGCAGAUCAGUCCAAACCCUACCCUGAACCCCAACCCGCCACAAGCAUGAGUAGUUCCAGAGGAGCAGGGAUGCACCUGAAUGAAAUGUCAUCAACUGUUCUUCAGCCAAGUAAAGUCAUUGACUAUGGACAUACGAGCAAAUAUACUGGAGGGGUUGGGGAUGAGAUUGGAAGGACCAGUGACAGUCGAGAAAAUAGUGGUAGCAGUGGAAGUAUGUUCCAGAUGAACCCUUACAGUGGUGGCAGUCACAAAAGCGGUACCUCGGUUCCUUCACAUGACCACUGGGCGUCUGGUGCCAGCCUCAGCUCUUCAUACAGUUCUAUGCAGAGCUCUGCAACUCCUCCAAGCAGUGAUCCAACUAAACGAUUGAAGACCCAACCAGACCAGACUUCUCAAACAAGCUUCUCUUUUCCUAUGCCAAAGAAAGACACAGAUAUAAGACUUUUCAAGACUGAAAUACCCAAUCCCCUAGUGACGAAAGAGUUAAAGUCAGAUAACCAGCAAGUGUCAAAAACCGAACCAUCUGGUACUCUAGUUCGUGGUGGGAAUACAAACCGACCUGGAAUUCUGCGCGUGGACGGUCAUGACAAGAGUAGCUCUAAGGAUCAGAGUAGUACUAAAGGACAAGGGUUAAAGGUGACUGAGCAGAUACAAAAGCAGCAGAUGCAGCCGAAGCAGUCCGAGCCACAGCUGAAGCAGCUGGGGCAACUACCCAAGCAGCUGGGGCAACUACCCAAGCAGCUGGGGCAACUACCCAAGCAGCUGGGGCAACUACCCAAGCAGCUGGGGCAACUACCCAAGCAGCUGGGGCAACUACCCAAGCAGCUGGGGCAACUACCCAAGCAGCUGGCACAACAGCAGCCAGUGAAGCAGCAGCAGCCGGUAUUGCAGAUGGGGCAAACGUUGCAGCCUCAAGGGUUUCCUGCUCCACGUCUAGUUCCUCCACCUUCUUUCAUCCCCAGCAGCUCAAGCACCUCGCACUCCAUUCUACCCCCGGUGUUUGUCGGUGUACCUCGGCCCUUGGUGACUCCUCCAGCUCUACCCCAGCCAGUGCCAGGCCUCAUGAACUUCCUUCCCAUGCAGAUGCCAACUUCCAGCAACCAGCGUGCAGCAACGGGGGAAGUGUCCAGGAAUCUACCAUCGGCGUCCAUGAUGCAUGACUAUGCUGCAGCCUCACCGAGAAUAUUUCCACAUACCUGUACUCUGUGUAACAAAGAGUGUUCUCAGAUGAAGGAUUGGAUCUCUCACCAGAAUACGAGUAUUCACCUUGAAAACUGCAAACUUCUGCGAAAACGAUACCCUCAGUGGGAUGGGGAGGUACCAUCAUUACCAAGAGCCCCAAGGAGCGAUGCCAAGCCCUCACCUUCAUCCUCGGCCCAAACUUACCAAGAACGUCACCAGAGAAGCAGCCGUGAGAUUCCUUCCCGCUCACGCAGCAGCCGAUCUCGUUCUCGCUCGUACAGCCCUUGCCGCCAUCACGGCUCGGAGAGUCGAAGGAACCGGCGCAGCAGCCGAUCUCGUUCUCGCUCGUACAGCCCUCGCCGCUAUUAUGGUUCAGAAAGCAGAAGAGAGAAACGUAGCCGAUCGCGAUCACCGUACAGCUCCAGAUACACUCGCAGGUCUCGCUCUAACUCCCCACGAUACGACCGGCCCACCUCCUCCCGUUACAGAUCACGUUCAAGGAGCCAUGAGAGACGAUCUUCACCGAGGAGGAGGGAUGAGAAACGUCGUGAGAGACGAUCGUCCUCGGAGAGGUCGUCCCCUCGGCGAAAGAGGUCGAGCAGCACAGACAUGCUGACGAAGAAACUGCUGCAGACAACAGCUGUCCAGUCUCUGUCGAGUCAGUCGGACCUGGAGACUGUGGUUAAAACUCUGGCUCCUGCUUUAUUGGCUGAGCUUACCAAGAUGAAGUCAUCAUCAUCAUCCUCAAAGAAGGAGUUGACCACAAAGAAAGCAAAGUCGAGUCUUCAGAAGAGCGAAGUUGAUGAGUCUUUACCUCCAAACGAGGUGAGGCUACACGGAGUUCGUACGAGUCAGUCUCACAGUGACGUGGUCGCUGCAGUGGAGCAGUUUGGAAAAACCAAAUCAGUUGUGUUGUUUCGCUCCAAAUUGGAGGCGAUCGUGCGUUUCGAGAACGUUGAAGAUGCUGAGAAACUGAAGAGCUUAAAGAGCAUUGAGAUAAAAGGGAUGCCAGUGAUUGUCAUCAGAGAGGAGAAAUCUCCUCCUAAGAAACCUCUUCCGAGUUCUGCAAAGAAGCCAACGAAGCCUCUUGAGCAAAAAUCUACGAAGUCCACUCAAAGCACUAGAUCCACCAAUGCUGGAAAAUCUUCAUCUCUGCCUUCUGCAGCCGACAGACCUAAAAUAGUCAAACUGGUCGCUAAGGCAAAAGUUUUGGUUUCCAAAGCCAAAAAUCAACCAACCAAGCAAACUGUCAAAAAGACAAAAACAGGCAAAGUAACUGCAAAAGGAGCUGUGAAAUCUGUUGAUGUAAAAAAAGGAGCUUCAAAAGUUGUAGGAUCCAACAAGCUCAACAAACCAGUAAAGAAGCCUGAUGCUGGUGUUUCUGAGAAAGAACCUGAACCUAAAACAUCUGAAACCAGCGCUAAAGAAUCUGUGGUGGCACCGGACGGUGAAACCAAUAAUGCAGCAGCUUCUGCAGUGAAGCCCGUGGCAGAACUUAGCAAACCUGUUGCUGAAGCUAAAGAGGUUAAAAGUAGUGAAUCAUUGGAGCUCGGAGAAACAGGAGUGGUGGAACCCAUGGAGGUUGCCAGUUCUACUGAAGGCAAAGGUGAAAAAGUGACAGAUACAAAGCCCUUACCAACCAAGUCCAGUGAGACUCAUCCACCGUCUACGGUUCAGACUGCAUCCAGUGUGUCUUCACCUGAACCCCCGACUGAUCCACCCGAGAAACCACAGCCAGCCGUUACAACUCCUGAAACCUCCGUCAAAGCUCCAUCGCAGAUCCAACAAGACACCAAACCAGAUCCAAAAUCCCCUGCACCAGAGACCAAGACGGAGGCCUUGCAAACCCAGCAGCAGACGGCAACAGGUUCAGCUGAAGGGGUGGACACCAAAACAAAUGAAAAAGAUGCUGUGACGACCCAAAAAGAUGCAGCACCAACCGUCGGUGUUUCGUCAUCGUCGACUGAAGCAGCAGCACCUUCUUCACCUCCUGUUGCCAAGCUGACUAUGGGGGACGAGAUAGAAAAACAUCUGCUGAAAGAAAGAAUCCCGAUUCUGAAGAUGGAGAAAUUGCAGAAUAAUAAGCUCUUUAAACUCAAUUACAAGGUGUUGUUAGUUAGCAACCUGCCGAAGUAUACGGACGGCCGCUACACAGAGCAGGACAUCGCCGAUCUGCUCGUCCCGUUUGGAUUUCAGUAUCACAAAGACUCCAUCUAUGUUGUUCCUCAGACAGGCAUGGCUUUUGUCAUGAUGCCAACUGUACAGGAGGUGAAAAACAUCAUGAGACCAGCACAGAAGAGGGAAAUUUUUCUCCACGGCUCUAAAAUCUCUGUGGAGGUCGUAAAACAAUACAUAUUUUUUGAACCGAUUGACUUUUAUAAAUCUCUGAUGAAACUGAUGCAUUCUCAGCCGGUGUUGGAUAAAGGAACUAGAACAGUCUUCAUCAGGAACAUCUCCCAAAGCGAGACCAAGGACCUCAGGGAAGCUCUGAAAAAAAUCUGUUCCGUCAGAAACUUCCUGCCUCUUCUCAACAAGGUGUUUGUUGAAUUUGAUUCCAUUCGUGAUGCCGAUCGCCUGGGAGUUUGGUUCAGCCUCCUGAAACAGACCCAUAACUACAAGCUGCUCCGGCUGGAAAUACCGCGAAGUGCAAUCACAGCACAACCGCCCAGGCUGGCAGCGAACGCCCUGCCCGACAGCAAGGACAUCGUUGCCGGGGCAACCAUCCCGACGACAAGAUCUGGAGUUCCUCACGGCAGCACGGCGCCGUUUUGGGUCACCAUGAAAACCAGUCCCUUUGUGUUUCCGACCACGUCUCCGUGGUUCAUCAUCCCAAAUUAUCAGACCGUUGACGUAGCACAGGACGUUGGGAUCUGCUCCGGUCUAGGUAUGAAGUUCUACACACUCAUGCUGACGGGUUUGCCAGAAGGAAACUACAGCCAAGAGGACGUGGCCAAGCUGGUGUGGAGUUACUUUCCCAAGCAGAACCUCCACUGGCUGUACUACAAUGUGACGGUGCUGACGCUGCAGAGGAGGGCCUUUGUGUAUUUCAGCAGCUGGCAAAAGUGCCGUGAAUUUAUCCGAGAUCACAUCAAGAGUCCGGCUUCUGUAAACGACUGUACGCUGAAAGUCCACAUAGUCCUGGAGGACAUACGUCAUGGAUCCAGUGAGGAGGUCAUGUACAGAAAUCUGAUGAAGUGGAGCAAUGCUCAUGUUCCAGAGUUGGAGUCUCUGGAGGACCGGCUGCUGUCUGUGGAGAUCUCUGAGACCAACAUGGACCUCAUCAUGCUGGUCAUGCACUUGGUUUCAUCCAUCGCUCCUUUCAUCAGCUUUCUGCCGCUCGCCAACCGGAUUCUCAUUGAGAUGUCUGAACCCAGUGGAGUCACAAAGGUGGUGGAGUCGGCCUCACAGCACCAUUUGACUGCAAUGGAAGCUUGGAGUAAAGUUCAGCGUAUCGAAACGUUGAAGAGCCUGAAACAGCGUUUACAAGACUCCAGUGAGAUCAUCAUAAAUCUUGGCCUGGACGCCACAGACGUCAGUUCCAGUCUUCCGGCGGUUUCUUGUGAAGCUCAGCCUCCUCCUUUAAACCCUGAUUCUGCUGUAGCAGCUGUUGGAUCUGAAUCCAUCACAGCAGCACCAGCAGACGUAGAAAUGAAGGACAGCGAAGAGAAACCAGCUGCUCAGGUCACCGUGGACUCCAGGAUUCCUCCUGAAGAUGUGAAGAAAGAAGUGAUGAGUGAAAAUGAAUCAGGAUCUGAGGUCACCGGGGACUCCAGGAUUCCUCCUAAAGAAGUGAAGAAAGAAGUGAUAAGUGAAAAUGAACCAGGAUCUGAGGUCACUGUGGACUGCAGGAUUCUUCAUAAGGAUGUGGAGACGAGCGAAAAGAAACCCUCUGCUGAGGUCACUGUGGACUCCAGGAUUCUUCCUGAGAACACGGAGAAAGAAGUGAAGAAGGAUGGACAGAAACCUUCUGCUGAGGUCACUGUGGACUCCAGGAUCCCCCCUGAAAACAUGGAGAAAGAAAAAGUGAAGAAGGAUGGACAGAAACCUUCUGCUGAGGUCACUGUGGACUCCAGGAUCCCCCCUGAGAACAUGGAGAAAGUGGAAGUGAAGGACGGUGCUUCAGCAGCAGCUUCAGUCUGGUCUGCUGAUGGAAACACCGUCGCUGCUGCUUCCAGCUCUGAUCCUUCAGCCACCAGGGAGGUGAAGACCCAGGAGGCAGAACUUCCUCCAAUCAACGAGGACGUUUUCAAGGUGAUCGCAGCAGCAGUCCGUCAGCACCGACUUGCUCUAAGAGGCGAGACGUCGAACGAAGACAGAGAGGUCCAGAGCCCCGGCAGAAACAGCACAAGCUCCAGAAGUGUAAAAAAUAAAGACACAGCACGAGGAAAGGAUCCGAGUGAUUUCACAGCCGACGUUGUUUCCUCAGACUUCUUUUCAUUCGACGAGCAGAGUUUUAACUUGGAGGACUUUGUCACCGUUGAUGAAAUCGUUGAGGACGACCAAAGCUCCUCUUCAUCGAGGCGGACCUCCAGAGAAGGACGAGGGCGAGAAAGCUCCGACGCUGCCAAACAGACCUCAACCAGGUCCUCUAAAGACUCCAAGAGCUCGGCCUCUUCAUCCUGCUCUUCGUCCAAACCCACUAAAGCCUCCGUGAGAAGCAGCUCAUCUUCUAGCUCAAAGUCUGCGUCGCCAAAGAGGCACCAAGACUCAUCAAAGCCCAGCAGAUCCCACAUCAAACCCUCUGCUGCUGGUAGAACCUCAGCUGAACCUCCGGUCUCCUCCGGUCACAGAGCUCAGCCGAGCAGCACCAAGUCUCCAGCCAGAGCGUCGCAGUCUUCAUCCUCAGGCCGCCGGACGCGAUCAGCAAAGACGGCAGCAGGAAGUCAUCAGUCGCACAGAGAAGAGGAAAAACCCACAGAGAGCGCAGCGGCAAGGUCUGACCACCAGGUGUCAGCAGAGAGCGCUGCUGCAAAAACUGUGGAGUCAGAGACGGAAACAGAAGCUUCAUCAGAGAUGCUUCCUCCUGCACAGAGACAGGAGUCAGAGGUGACGAGUCGAACACAGAGUCUGCAGAACGAGUCGCUCAGAGAGGAGGAGAUGAGCAAAGAAAGGAAAAAGGAGGAAGCUGACAAACACACAGAGGAGGAGGAGGAAGAAGAAGAUUACCAAAUCCUGGAUUCAGUGGAGGAGCAAACAGACGAACAGACGACUGAAGAGAAUCCAGAUGAAGCUCAGUCAGAGCAGAGACUGGAUGAUGGAGUCCAGCAGGUCCUGGACAGGGUGGAGGAAGAAGGUGGAGCUCGUCCAGAGGAAGGAAACGCUUCAGUCCGUGUGCUGGAGAGCAUCACCGAAGACCAGGAAGCUGCAGCUGAAGACGACCAACAUCCGAUGGAAGUGAAACAGCCGACGGAUAAAAACCCGAGCAGAGCAGUGGACAGCUCUGAUAAAUCUGCUGCUGAAGAUUCAGCCGAUCAGAAUCAAGACACAAGAAGCAGGAAAUCUGCGAGGAGCGGAGAAAGGAGGACCAGAGACCAAGAAAUGCCUUCAGAAGAAUCCUGCAAAGCCUUCAAAGAUGCAGGUGGAAGCCCAGACAGUAAAGAAAAGCCUCCCAAAGGCCGAGACGACAAAGACGCUUCAACUGAUGUUUCUGAACAAGGAACCUUUGAGAUUCUGGAUUCAGUGGAAGAUCAGACCAGCACAGAAGGAGACGACCAGAAACCUCCCAGUGAGCAGAAACCUACAGGAGACACAACCACAGAAGAAGAUCUGUUCCAGGUGAUCGAUUCUGUGGAAGAUCAGACAGAGACGGAGUCAGAGAGCAACAACAAAGAGAGAAGAACCAAGAGAGGAGAAGCAUCGGCAACUAAAAGAGACGAAAGACCAAGCAGGAGGACCCCGAGGACCAGAACAUCUCGGAGUGAAGACAAAGAGAAAUCACCAAAGAAAGCAGACAGGACGGUCAGAAAACACGAGACUGGAACAAAGGACAGCACUGCAGGAAAAGACAAGAAGGAGGACAAGGAAGAGACACUCAAAAAGACGGUAGAUUCUGUGGACGGAGCCUCCACCACAGAAAGGUCUGGUAGAAGAAGAUCCACCAGAGGAAACAAAGAGGAGAAAAAGACGCCGAGUCACACAGAAGCCACCGAAAAGCCCGACAGAGAAGAAGAGAUCACCUACGAGAUUUUAGACUCCGUGGAGGACGAGGCCGCCGUCGACGAACCCACCGUCAGCACGAGGUCCACCAGAGGACGAAGCCAAAGAACGAGCCGGAAAGAAGCUUCCAACGCAACAAAAGACGACACCAGAAGGAGACGAACACCUGCCAGAGGUUCACAGAAACCAAACGAGGAGAAAGCAGCUGCAAAAGAGAGAACACCAACGAAGAAGAAGAGCGGCGCAGGUGAGGAGGAGGCCACCUAUGAAAUAUUAGACUCUGUGGAGGACGAUCAGCCAACAACUGGAGGAAAACCACGAAGGGGACGACCAAAGAAAGACGUUAAAACGGCUAAAAAACCCAACAAAGCAGCCGCCGCAGACGAAGAAGAAGAAGAAGAAGACGCUUAUCAGGUUCUGGACUCUGUCGGGGACGAAACAGUGGACGAUCAGCGUCACACAGACGAAUCCAAGAGUCCAGUUUGUGAAGAUGACGGCAGAAAAACAAAGAAAAGCUCAACAUCGUUGAUAAACGAGGAGGAGGAGGAGCCGAUGUACCAGAUCGUAGAUUCUCUGGAAGACGAUCAAGAAGAGAAGACGAACACAGAAGAGUCAGACAGACGGACGACGGAAAGAAGCUGGACUAAAGAUGAAGAUCCUGCAGCAGAAACAGGAGACCUAGAACCUGGAGGAACCUCAGCAGCAGAAGCAGUGGAGGAGAACCUGCAGCAGACAGGUGAGCUUCAUCCAGCUGCUGCAGAAAACAAGGAAAAGAGUCCAGAACCAGACGAAGCCUCGACCAAGAAGAAACAGGAAGCGGCUUUGGAAAGCUCUCUGAACCUGGACGAAGUGAGCGAGGAGGAGGAGGAUUACCCCGACGACAGCACCGAGGAGGAGGAGCUGAAGAAGAAACAGAAGCAGAUGAAGAAGCAGCAUGAGGAGAGGAGGAGCAGGGAGAGAGAGGAGAGGCAGCCGAGGAGUCGCAGAAGAGGAGAAGGAAGCAGCGUCGCCGUGACGACCAGGAUGGAGGCCGACGGCCAGCAGCUGCUGACUCUGGAUGAGGUGGGAGGAGACGGAGACGGGCGGCGUCCGGAGAUCACGGAGGGAGAGCUGCAGGAACUCGUCACUCUGGAUGAGAUCUGUGAAGAAGAGGAGGGAAAGGCGGAGCUCAGCAUGCCAGAGCCCCGCCCACUCUGCCAGGAGAGCCAAUCAGAGGCCUCCUCAAACCCACAGGCUGCAGAUGAAGAAGAAGAGAAAACCUCAAAAUCUGUUAAACGGAAACACGAAGACGACGACAGCAGCGCAGUUCUGGAGCAAAGCGUGAACUUUGUGACGGUGGACGAGGUGGGAGACGCCGAAGACGAGGAGAAGGAGGAGACAGAGAAGGAGGAGACGAAGGAGGAGGCGAGGACACCCAGGACCAGAGGCCGACCCAAGAAGAGGAGCAGACAGAGUGCUGUGAGAAAAUCCACCAGAGGGAAGACGGAGACUCCAGAAGAAGAAGGAAGCGUGGAUUCUUCUGCAGCGCAGAGCGACGAGCCGCCCAUCCAGAGGACGGAGGUGGAAGCAGCGAGUGGAGCCCAGGAGGAGGCUGCCUCUGCUGGGCAGCAGCUGGAAGGACAUCUGGAGGAGGAGGAGGGACGGAGCAGCGACGCCGACAAGAAACGCAGGAAGCAGCUGAUCGGACCUGAAGCGAAGAAACCUCGAUGUCAGUCUGCUGGUGGAGAAUUCAGUCUGCCUCCAUUCAGCAGCAGCACACCCCUGGGUGUGGAGUUUGUGGUUCCUAAGUCGGGUUUUUUCUGUGAGCUGUGUUCUGUUUUCUACCUGAAUGAGAUCAGCGCCAAGGAGACGCACUGCAGCAGCCAGAGACACUACGACAACCUGCAGAAACAUUACCAGAAGCUCAAACAGAAACUUUCAGGAACACAAAACCCUCAAAGUUGUGACUGACGGAGCAGAACGACUGAAGAUCUUCACCUGGAGGAGAAAAGCCAUCAGAGAAGGAAGCUGCUGCUGCUCAUCACAUGAAGUCCAUCCUCUGGUUUAUUCUGGCUUGAAGAUGCCCGAAUAAAAUCAACAAAGAACUCAAGUGUGAAAGCGAACUUUAUGAUGAAAUAUUAAAAAGUGCAGCGAUGAUGAAACUACAAACUAAAGGUUUCAGCCUCGGUGCCUUCUUCUUCUUCGCUGCCUGCAGGUUUUGUCUCCAGGUUCAUCAUGAAUUUGAGCGAAAUUUGACUUUUAGACUCGACGGUUGUGCAGCAGAACGCCACCAGAGGGCGCCGCUGGUCCAGAGAUGCACCGGGGCUGAUGGGAAAUGUAGGAAACGGAGUGUUACUGCUGUGAAUGGGAGCCUGUUGACAAAUGAAACGUAGAAUUUAAGACGCUUUAUUAGCCGCCAUGCUAAUGCUAACUAGCAUCAACGCUGCAGCUUGAAUUGAUAAAGAUUCGUUUGACCUUUGGAAAGACGAGUUCAUGUGAAAAAUACUUUUAUUAGGAGUAACAAUAAAAAACUAAUGAUUUAAAUUCUUCAUCGUUCAGUCCACAGUAGCGUUCAGGAGGCCAAAGAGCCACUUUUAUGUCCGGAUUGUGUUUUUAUUUCUAUGAAAUCUUCACUGUUUUUACAUCAAAUAAAUCUGUAAUCCUCCGUUAGAACCUUGUUUUUACUUCAGUUAGUUGAACUCGUAGUAAAAUCAGUAAAUCUGAACAUUAAAACGGGUCUUUUGUUCCAAACAUCCAAUAAAACCUGUUUUAAUGUUUGUUACCUGGAA